Messenger RNA from Hevea brasiliensis (rubber tree), 1109 nucleotides. RefSeq names its product HVA22-like protein j. The record is from RefSeq and is a predicted model, not a curated record. The coding region runs from base 240 to 797 and encodes 185 amino acids. The transcript is spliced from 8 exons. NCBI's taxonomy places the organism in Eukaryota, Viridiplantae, Streptophyta, Magnoliopsida, Malpighiales, Euphorbiaceae.
CAUAUAUAUAAAGAGAUUUGAAUUAGUUUAUUCUAUGCACAUUCAUUAUUAGACCUCUUCUCUUGCCUUCUCCGUCAUCUGCUCUCACGUUUCUGCGAAAUUUUUUUUUAUCCAUCUCCACUAGCAUUUCACAGGAAACAAUAGAAGUAAUUUGAUUUCUUCAAACGAAAGUUUCUUUCAUCAUUCUGGUCUAUAUUAAUAUACAGGAAUUUGGCAGGUGCAUACUUUAGAGAUUAAGGAUGUUAGGAGAUAUUGUCACCAGAUGUCUUCUGUUGCUUUUUGGGUAUGCCUACCCUGCUUUUGAAUGUUUCAAAUCUAUAGAGAAUAACAGAGUUGAAAAAGAAGAACUUCGAUUUUGGUGUCAAUAUUGGGUCAUUAUUGCAAUUCUUACUAUAUGUGAGAGGAUAGGGGAUACAUUUGUUUCAUGGUUGCCAAUGUAUGGUGAGAUUAAGCUGGCACUCUUUAUCUGCUUGUGGUAUCCAAAAACAAAGGGAACUGGCUACAUCUAUGAAACUUUGCUGAGGCCUUUUGUAACAAGGCAUGAAACCGAUAUCGAGAGGAAGCUACUGGAGUUGAGAGCUAGAGCCUGGGACUUUGCACUUUACUAUUGGCAAAACUGCACAGAUUUGGGGCAGAGUGCAUUCUUUCAAGUUCUUGAGUACUUGACUGCUCAACCAGGAAAAUUUUCAGGCAAACGCGCCAAGAAGGCGAGCAAGUACGAACCCAGCGCACCCCCGGCACCACCGGGUCUAAUAAGUGAACUGCCCUCAAUGAGCAAGCACAAGAACAAGAAGUAGCAACCACAGCUGUUCAGCAGCACAAUCUACCGUGCAGUUUCGGAGUCACCAAAAUCCAACCACGUUCAAGUCCACCUCCACGAACAAACAGAAGUUGUACUUUCGGUGGACCCAAGCACCGCCCCUGAAUCUGAUGUCAGUGACAAGCUCCAACGGGCCCGAAUGAGGCUCCGCCGUUAGGAGCCAAUCCAAAACUGAAGAUUGAAACCAAAUUGUACAAAAACCAGUCAAACCUUAUAGAUAGAAGGAAAAGAAAAAAAACACCUUUGUAAUUGUUUUCUUCAUUUCUGAAUCCAGUUUGAUUUAUAUUCA